Molecule: messenger RNA, 561 nt
Organism: Guillardia theta CCMP2712
Lineage: Eukaryota; Cryptophyceae; Pyrenomonadales; Geminigeraceae
Exons: 1
Coding region: 1-561 (186 amino acids)
Source: RefSeq, a predicted model, not a curated record
AUGGGAGGAAAGUGCCUGGUACUGGUCGAUGAGGAGGGGAAGAAGCUUGUGGAAGGACCAGCAUGUACCGACAACUUCCAGAUCGUCAAGUUCGUGUUCGAUGACCUUGAAUGGCACUCUGUUGAGCAAUGCUUCCAGGGCGUGAAGUACCUUUCAGAACGCAAGCUUCUGGUUCGAGACAUGCUGCCGUCUGAGGGAGAGUCGGACAAGCAUUAUGGCCUCCGCAUCUGGAGAGAAGGACAGGGAUAUGAAGAUCAGAAGAACCCGCGCUGGCAUGACGUCAAGGUGCACGUGAUGUAUCUCAUCAAUCGCGCCAAGUAUCAGCACAACCCUACGUUGCAAGAGGAACUGCUCACAACCGGUGACAAGAUCAUCUGGGGGAAACCGAGCACGCAUCUCUGGCAGAAAUGGAAUGGUCUGAUCCAAAUGCGCAUCAGAGAUGAGAUCAGAAGCAACAACCUCGACUCGGCGCCACUUUCUCAAGACGAGCUUAUCUUAUCGUUCAAACCAAAUCUUGACAAGUACGUCAAGCUUGGAUUGCUUGACGAAAGAAUGGAAUGA